Molecule: messenger RNA, 9384 nt
Organism: Brienomyrus brachyistius
Lineage: Eukaryota; Metazoa; Chordata; Actinopteri; Osteoglossiformes; Mormyridae
Product: RNA-binding protein 15-like
Exons: 2
Coding region: 173-2749 (858 amino acids)
Biological process (GO): regulation of alternative mRNA splicing, via spliceosome
Cellular component (GO): nucleus
Molecular function (GO): mRNA binding
Source: RefSeq, a predicted model, not a curated record
CAUUAAGGUAUCGUUUCAAAAUGGCAGACGGUUAUUUUUUUAAAAGGAGCUGUAAUACAAACGAGUGUAGUAUUUUCUGUAAAAAUAUUUAGAACGUAUUUUCAUUAACUGUGUUAUAGUUUUAGCGGUUUAAAAAGUGCUUCAUAGUGUGUACACGGCGGACAGUGCAAAAAUGAAGGGCAAAGAAAGAUCGCCGAUGAAAAAGCGCUCACGGGUUCUGGAUGAUAUACGCGAUAAAGGAGGAAGCCACCCUGCGAGCAAGAAAAUAGCGACUAUUUCUGUUUCUGGGUGCAGUAAUAACGGUAACAGUUCGUCAAAAAGCGAGGGCAGCUCGACGCGACGGAGUUUACUGGGCGAAAAGAGGGAUUUCGACGGACACGCUUCUGGCCGAACCGGGAGUAACCACAGCUACACCAGCCCCGUUGCGAGCUCUAGCAGUAAGAAUCACAAUCCGAGCCUUUCCCUCGAUCCCCUCACAACGAGGAGCACUUCCCGUGUGGAGCAACGGCCUCCGCUCGCUGCUGCGGAGAGUGAGUACAAAACGCUAAAAAUCAGUGAGCUGGGUUCCCAGUUGCACGACGAGGAGGUCGAAGACGGGCUAUUUCACGAAUUUAAGAAAUUCGGCGAUGUGAGUGUGAAAAUAAGCCGGAUUAACGAUGAGAGGGUGGCUUUUGUGAACUUUCGGAGGCCUGAAGAUGCCAAGGCUGCGAAGCAUGCCCGCGGGAGGCUAGUUCUUUAUGACCGCCCAUUAAAAAUUGAAGCUGUGUACGUUAAUAGGAGGAGAAGUCGUUCUCCUGUAGAGAAGGACCCUUAUGUUGUUGUGCCAGGGCAUAGACAUUUGCACACACAGAGACCAUUGUCACCCACUACUCUUGGGUACAGAGACUACAGGCUACAACAGUUAGCACUGGGCCGUCUUCCACCUCCACCUCCUCCACCUUUGCCCAGAGAUUUAGAGAGGGAACGGGAAUACGCCUUCUAUGAAGCUAGGGCACGUCCAGCUUAUAUUGCUGAAAGGGCUGCUUUCCGUGAAGAGGAGUUUAUUUCCCCUGAGGAUGACCAAAGAGCUAACAGAACUCUCUUUCUGGGUAACCUUGACAUCAGUGUCACUGAGAAUGACCUUAGGAGAGCCUUUGACCGUUUCGGUGUUAUAACUGAGGUGGACAUCAAAAGGCCCAGCCGUGGACAAAGUAGUACUUAUGGUUUUCUAAAAUUUGAGAACUUGGAUAUGGCACAUCGUGCUAAGAUAAACAUGUCUGGCAAAGUGGUAGGCCGCAACCCUAUUAAGAUUGGUUAUGGCAAAGCCACACCCACCACUCGCCUUUGGGUUGGAGGCCUUGGGCCUUGGGUUCCCCUGGCAGCCCUGGCUAGAGAAUUUGACCGUUUUGGCACCAUUAGGACGAUUGAUUACAGAAAAGGGGACACAUGGGCCUACAUUCAGUAUGAGAGUUUGGAUGCUGCACAGGCAGCCUGCACCCAUAUGCGGGGCUUUCCCCUUGGAGGCCCAGAAAGACGACUCCGAGUGGACUUCGCUGACACAGAGCAUCGUUACCAACAACAGUUUCUGCAGCCCCUGCCCCUCCCACACUAUGACCUUGUGGCAGAGUCUUUUGUCCACAGGGGUGCACCCGAGGCCUUACGAGUCAGGGAGCGAACUCCACCACCUUUGCACUUCAGAGAGAGGGAACUCUAUCCAGGUGUUGAUUGGACUUCACCCCCAGUACGUGAGCGAGUUCGAGCAGCAGCAUUUGAGCCUCUCGAUCACCUAGAGCGGGAGCGGCGGCCACGGGAGUCUUGGUCACUGGAGCGGGAGCUGCAAGGCCGAGAUGCAUCUCGCAAGCGACGUCUCUUGGAAGAUAAUCGACACCUGGAGCCAUCUCCAGACAGUAGCGAAAGGAUGGGUCGCCGGCGUCACUGUCUCUCAUUGGAGCGUAGUCCUGGUGGCAGCAGCAGGGAUGAGGGUCAUCUCAGUGACUCAGACCAACCCUUACGCUCUGACAGAACUACUCCAGCUCGGGAGCGCCAUGAUAGUCUGGACCAUGUCCCUGGUGAGAAAAGACAAAAGAAUCAUACACUGCCAGAGGUGGCGAGUUCUAGUGGUUGCUCUACCGCCUUUGCUGAGCGGAAGAGGAAAGUUGGUGAGACUAGCAAAAAUAUGACUAAGAAGGAACGCCUCGACCUCCUGGGAGUUUCCUCCAAGAGUAACCAGGCAGCUAAGCAAGAUGGUAGUGGACAAAAGUUGACUUUGGCCUGGCAGGGCAUGCUCCUGCUGAAGAACAGUAACUUUCCCUCCAGCAUGCAUCUUCUGGAGGGGGACCUCAGUGUAGCUACCAGUCUCCUCCUUGACAGCACUAUUGGGGAGCAGGUAGCCCAGCUGAAAAUUACCCAACGCCUUCGUUUAGAUCAGCCCAAGCUGGAUGAGGUGACACGACGAAUCAAGAUGGCUGGUCCUGGCGGUUACUCUAUACUUUUGGCCAUUCCAGGAAACACAGAUGACAGUUCAUCACAGGACCAGGCAGCCUCCACCCAGAGGCCUCUGCGUAACCUGGUCUCGUACCUCAAGCAGAAACAGGCAGCUGGAGUCAUCAGCCUGCCAGUGGGUGGCAGUCGUGACAAGGACAACAUGGGAGUACUUCAUGCUUUUCCUCCUUGUGAUUUCUCACAGCAGUUCUUGGAUUCCUCAGCUAAAGCUCUUACUAAAACGGAAGAGGACUACCUGGUGAUGAUCAUUGUCCGAGGGGCAUCAUGAUACCUCAAAAAAUGCACCAAAAAUAUAUCGUAUGGAAAAAUGUCCUGUACCAGUAACACUUGCAUGUAUUCUUCUGUAUUAUUGGAUAUCUUUACAGGUGGGGUUAGGUUUUUUUUUUUUUUUUUUUUUUUUUAUUGUUUUGGCUAAAUCUUUCUGAGAACAUAGGUGACACACAUACAAGAAUCUGAAUAGGAUGAGGUUGUUUAGAGUACAGUUGUAAGUUAGUCAUCAGUUGUAAUUGAUUUUUAUCGGAUAUGUAUGAACUAAAAUCUGGUGUCUUUCACAAAAGUUCCAAAAGCCUGAAUAUUUGCAAGUGUAUAUUAAUCCAUUUAAUAGAAUAUAUUUUAGUUUUAAUUUUUUAUGAUGAGGUGAGGUUCCCUGUCGCCACCAAAAUGAUCCCUGUUGCAUGUGUAUUCCAGUUGUCUACAAUGGUUUCAGAUCUUUUUAGCCAACAGUAGCUAUUAAGGAAAUUGCAUCUAAGGAUUUCUUUUGAUAGCUACAGUGCAUUGACCCCAUUGUAUGAACGGUUUCAUCCAUGGAGUUUGGUUCUUAUUUGUCAGUCAGUUUAAGUUCAGUGUUAAAAAAAGGUUUUAAUGUUUCAAUCUUAAAUUGUCGAAUGGUGUGAUAAAAGCUAUGAAGCUUUGGUGCCUCCCUUGAGAGUGCAUGUUGCUUUUAAAAAAAAAUAAAAAAUCAGUGUUUUUAGUCUAAUUAGCAGUCUGUUUCCCUUAUGCCUAAGGACCAGAUUGCUGUAGUCAGUCAAGUGAUUGCCUUCAUGAUAACAUCAGCUGUAUAAAAUAGCACUAGAAUGAUAUCAAGAUCAAUAUGAAAAAACCAGCGACUAGCUUAUGGUUAUGUGGAUAGAUGAAUAUGACGGAUUAUAUCUUAAUCCUAGUUAUUCAUGUGGAUUUCAAGGAAACUGAUGAGCUUCACUUCUUUUCUUCCUUGUCCUGUCAUUGGUUUUGGGCUUGGCACCAGUAACAUAGAAGUAAAAGGUUUUGAGUGUUGAGAUGAGCACUGGAAUUUUUAAGACCAUGUUCACAUGUUUCAAGCCUAUUUUAUUUUUCCCAAAACAGUGUUUUUAAAUGUUGUGUAUAAUUUUUCUUCUGAUGUUUGUAUGUAUGUAUAUUUUUCCAUUUACAACAAAGAUAAAAAUGUUAGACUCAGACAGAAAUAGUUAUAUUUAUUUUCUGUGUAAAGAUGGCAAAAUAGUAUCUGCCAUAGAUUAUGUGCCCUUUAACUAUAAAUUGACUACAGUAGCUUUUUUAAUCCAGGUUUCGUUUGGAUAGUAAUAUAACUGUGUUUAAGAUUUUAUGAGAUCAGAGUAUAAAAAAAUUAUUUGGACUUUUCAUAAUUGUCAUGAUAAUCACAGGAAAACUCGGGGGUCUUUUUGAUAUCUGCAUAACUAGAUAUUUACCAAAUGUUGAUGAUAUUUGUAUUAACAGUAUGUUUACCUUAAAUGAGAAAAAAUGGUAUAAUUAGGGCUUUUACAAUGAAUACGGGAAAGUAGUUUUUGAAAAAAAUAAUAAUUUUAGUUUUGUAGACCAGUUGAAAUGGAUGAAAUUGGCAUUUAUUUUUCUGAAAGUGUCAGUGUGAAAAGUGAAAGUGUUCCAUUUUAUUCUUAUGUUUUGACCCUUUUUGACCGCUAUUUAUGGUAUCCUUAAUAUCACUUUACAGAUUUACAGCAUUUGAGUUUUAGAUGUUGGCAGGUAAUUGGUCCAUAAAACUGGCUACUUAGUGACGAUUAUUCUAAUCUAAUUCUAAUAAUCUGCUUCAGUUUAAAUUUGAAAUGCUGGUAUUUGGCUGUGCUGUAUGAUAGUUGACCAUUUUAAAUACACCAAACACCACAGACCUAGGGGUUUAAAUGAAUAGAUGUAAUAAGAAAUCUAACAUUUGUUUUGAAGUUGAAAUGUUCUUUUCUUCAAAUCUGUUAUAGUUUGAGAUGUUUUAUUUUCAGAAGCAAAACAUGCAGCACAGUGCAUUUUCUACAUUUGUCAUUGUGAUGUGCCCAUAUGCAAAUUCUUUGAAAACCAAGGAUUAUCAUUCUGUUUCUCUUAGGGCGCCGAUUAUUUUUAUUCGUAAUAGUUAAUUUCUAAAAUAGAAAUUAAUAGGAUAUUUUAUAUUGAGGACACAAUUGAAGUUAUUGCAGCUGUUGCCCAGAAUGACUACUAGUUCUGGAUUUAGUUUUAAAAAUUUAAAUCUAAACGAUGUCCUUCAUGAUUUCCUGAUGUUCCUGUUUUUUUUUUAUUUUGUUUUUUUUCCCUGAACUGCUGUAAACGUAGACCUCUAAGUGGUUGUGUGAUAAGUUUCAGGAUGUCCUAAUGCUUGCAUGCUCAUUUAAUGUAAUUUUGUUGUUGGUGCCAUUGCCCACACUUACUUCUGAACAUGAUAAUCUUUGUCGGUUUCUAUCAAACAGAAAUUGUUCUAUGUUUGUUUAAAAGGGGAAUCAUUUACUUAUUUUGUUUUUGCAAAAAGGAAACGCUAGACUGGAUGCAGUGUCACCUCGCACAUGGACCUUCAUGUGUCCGGAGACACAAACGCUCUUGUAAAAAUGCAGGAGCUAUUCAUAUGUGGAGGGGCCAUCAGCUUUCCAUGUCAUGUUGUGCAUUUUACACAGAGGGCAGCUUAUAAGUUCUGUAACUGAUUUUGUGAUGCCAGUUCUCAUGUUAAGUGGACACUUAAAUUUUUUUUGCUUUGUGCUGUGUACACCUGAUGUCUGGGGAGAAUGGAAACCAUCUGCACUCACAGCUGAGAAGUAACAUACACGCAGAAAAAAGUGCAUUGGCACUCAUUUUGUCUCAGUAUAAAUAAAUUUUCUUUAAGGGAAAAAUGUUUCUGCCUUGGAAAUGAGUUGAAGACAACUUAUGACCCUUUUUGUUAUGUUUGGAAGGAGUUGUUUCCCCACCUUAAAUGGCACGUUUCAUUCAAGAGAAAAAAAAUACUUCUGCAGUUCAACAUGCAGAGGAGAGUGAAAAGGAAAGUCAGUGAAAAGGGAAAAGUCAUCAUUUAUCUCUGUGUUGCUCAUCCAUGUCUGCCCCUUUCCUUUUUUUUUCCAAAGGAGUUCCUGAUUGGCUCACUGUAAAUUGAUCUCAGCUUUUCUCACCGCCAUACCUCUCCAUGGAAAGGGAGGGGCUGGUUAACUGGUGCUUGCACUGCAUGCCUUUUGGCAGGAAACAUCCUGUUUUGCUAUGAGUGGCUGCAGGAAGCUUGUUCAUGCAAAUCAGGAGCAUGGGGUGGAGACAGCCCUCAGUGUUUCUGCUGGUGCCUCUGCCUGGGCAGUUCACCUAUAUGAUUUGCCUCAGGUUUGUCAACCACGUUCAAGGUUUGGGCCUAAUGUGUCCUUGCGUUCCUUACACAAGCAAGUGAGGGAUUUGUCAUCUGUACAUGCAAAGGUCUUGUGGGGAACUGUCCUGGCACCGGUCAGUUUUAAUGGAGAGUUUCUCUCCCACAAACGACAAAGUGAUGCGGAUUUGAACACCUAAGUCUGAUUCAGAGGAACAGUUAUUUCUUUUCAAGUUUGUUUGUUUUCUCGUUAUUAUUUGAUUCAAUUUUCCCCAAGCUAUUGGAAGGAAGAGGAUUUUCCCCAGUAUCAGGGCUAGGAAUUUGUUUACCCUUUCCUGUUUCCAUUGUUUGAUUACAAGGGACGGAAGGAAGGAAGAGCUCCAAGUGGAGUUUUGGGAGUCCAUGUAUUCAACCUCUGCUGUUUCUAUAGCAGCUCCAACAUGUGGGGCUUCCAUCAUUCCAUCAUCCUGUUCACAAAUGUUUGUCUCUUGAAAAGAGGAAAUCGACCACUGCGAAAAACUUAAAAGGAUUAUUUUUUAUUCCAUAGUUGCACUGCUGUACUAAACAGGGAUACAUGUUCUUAUUUUGCACAAAUUGUGAUUCAACCAGGAAGUUUUUAUCACCCGUCCUUGAGGAUACCCUUGCCACACCUUCCAGGUUAGGUAGUGUUCUGCUCUGAGCCCUCUGGAGCUGCUGGUCCUUUAGGAACCUGCUCACUGCUAUUUUCUCUGCAUGCCUGUAGCUGGAAUUCCAUCCUCUCUACUGUGGAUAGAAUCCGGUAAGUUGUGUGCUUUUGUUGGUGCAAUGAAAAGAAUGGGUAAGUAUUGAUGACCAUUGUCUGUUACUUUGGAAGGAGCACACAUUUUGUUAUUGGUAAACUGUGUACACUAAUUUGCUUAUCAUUUUGAAAAUAGCUUUAUUGUAAUCUGGUAGGUUUAAUCUUUCAUUUUUGUAUUGGCUUCUUGAAUAGUUGUGACAGUUUUUAUUUGUUCAUACCAGAAACAGAAAGUUAACUACCCUGGGAACCGAUGAUAUGGGGAUCCUUUAGAAUUAGACCCUACCAAAAAUGCAGUUUCUAGGAAUCAUUGUAGAAUUGCAUGGAGUGAUUUAUUUUACAAAUUGAAUUGCUUUUAAUUUGUUGUAAUACAGGAAAGCAUUUGUUGCACAGCAUAAAAUACCUAUAUUUUGUUGGUGAUUUAAGGUACCAUCACCCAAAAGAACUCCCAACUUUGGUCAUGCUAUGGUUUUAGUCUGACCUGUGUGUUGCAUUGGAUUGACAGUAGUGAUAGAUACAUUACUUCGUUGCUACACUAAAUUUUUUUGCACAGUAUAUUGGUGCAGCACUUUCCAUCCUGUAAAACAGAUAGACUCAUGGUGGUAGGUAGCGAAGUCUGCUAGAGAAUUGGACACAGGAAUGUAUAAGUCAAAGAACUAAGCAAUUUUUUUUUCUCAAAUGUAAUUAAAAAAAAAAUCUGUAGUUUUUUUAUAUUCUUGCUUUAACUUCUAGAGGAAAAAGAAUGAAAAUGGAUUUGAAAGUACCCUGUACUUUAGGUACUCUUAGGAGUACUCCUAAUGUAUAAGAGAACAAGUCUGGGCCCAAACCAUUUACAGCUGAGCUCCAGUGUAUGACUCCCAUCCUGUCUCUGUCUACCACACUAGCUGGUAACAGUAUUGUCAAUCCUGUGGCCAUUUGAGUCACCAAGAUGAUGUGGCCAAAAUGUGCUCAAAGUAAUAGGUUUGGAGGGAUGUCCCCAUUACACACAGACAAUACUACAUCAGUCCAUACCUCUCCACUUUCACCUUGGUUUUGUUGUAAGAACAGCUGUCAGGUCAGGGAUAGAAAUUAAACCUUAAAAAGGUGGCCUGAAGCAUGUACAUUUGUUUACACUUUACAGAAUCUUGAUAAUCUCUUUAUAACGAGUGAAGGAAUGCUUUAUUUUGAUAUAAAAUGCAGUGCUUUGUGAUAAUGCUUGGAAUAAUAGGUAUACCAAUUGAAAUCAAAUUAAUUGAAUGAUUCACGAUUUUACUCAGUGGCCCGUAUUGCACGAUAGGCUGUCAGAACUGUAAUUAGUCAUUCCAUUGACCCAGGCUGUUCCGACCAUGUUUGUUGAGAAAAUGUUUCCAUUCUCCCAACUAGAAAGGUAAGAAAAUACUUUCAUUGUGUCUUUAUUAACCAUAAUGGUAUAAGUACUGGGGGCAUGGUGGUGCAGUGGUUAGCACUGUUGCCUCAUACCUCUGGGACCCAGGUUUGAGUCUCCACCUGGGUAACAUGUGUGUGGAGUUUUCAUGUUCUCCCUAUGUCAUGGGGUUUCCUCCAGGUACUUCCCCCCACAGUCCAAAGACAAGCUGAGGCUAAUUGGAGUUACCAAAUUGCCCAUAGGAAUGCAUGUCUGAGUGUAUGGUGUGUGAGUGUGCCCUGUGAUGGGCUGGUCCCCCGUCCUGGGUUGUUCCCUGCCUCAUGCCUUUAGCGGGAGAACAUUUCAAGCUGGAUUUAAGGAAGCACUUCUUUACGCAGCGUGUAGUCAGAGUAUGGAAUAGCCUUCCUGAUAAUGUAGUGCAAGCUGAAUCCUUGGGUUCCUUUAAAUCAGAGCUAGAUAAGAUUUUAACGACUCUGAGCUAUUAGUUUAGUUCUCCCCAAGCGAGCUUGAUGGGCCGAAUGGCCUCCUCUCGUUUAUAUAGUUCUUAUGUUCUUAUGUUCUUAUGCCCAUAGCUUCCGGGAUAGGCUCCGGACCCCCCGCGACCCAGAAGGAUAAGCGGUUUGGAAAAUGAAUAGAUGGGUAUUAGGGGGUUGCUCUUGUUUCAGUCCAUAGAGGAUAGCAAGAUUUUCAGAACCGUACUUACAUACUUAUUUUUUCUACAAACAGUAAAAUAGUAAAACUUUGUGACCACUACGAAAGAGAAAAUGAAACUGCGCAUAAAUUUUCGCAGAUGUGCAUUUAUUUUAAGAAAGAUACACAUUGCCAAGUGCAUGCACAGGGCAGUAAUGGUGUAAAAUAUUUAUUCAAAACCAUAUACUUGAACCACAACCAAAAUAGAAAAAUGACAUAUUGUUUUGGCAGUAAAGCAGCCUUUCAUUGGGUCAUGAUCAUGUUCUCAGGUGUCUGACAUUCUCCCCCCUUGUGUUCUAGGUCAUGCGUUUCCCAGUACUGGAAUAUCAUGGGCUCACCUACAAUUCUGGGUAUUGAUUUUAAUUUGCUGGGGUAAGGCAUAGUAUCUAUCAUCAAAACUGAAACUGCAUUUUGGUGAGUACAAGCCCAUUCUUUUUUUCAUGCAUAUAUCUUUGUAGUUUGGUAUUUUCAAAGUUUGAUGUUGAAGUGUGUGCAUUUAUCUUUGUAAAUAAAAGUAUUCUUCUGGAA